This is a messenger RNA of Penicillium waksmanii, 1752 nucleotides long. RefSeq lists its product as uncharacterized. The coding region runs from base 1 to 1752 and encodes 583 amino acids. The transcript has 2 exons. The record is from RefSeq and is a predicted model, not a curated record. NCBI's taxonomy places the organism in Eukaryota, Fungi, Ascomycota, Eurotiomycetes, Eurotiales, Aspergillaceae.
AUGGCCUUCCGCCGCCCGACUCCUCUCGAUAUCCCUCCCUCCCCAACUGAGCAGCAAGAGGAAGAUACAGCACAAUGGGUUCUGUUCUCGCCGACCGCUCGCACUCACACGACAUCCACAGAUAGAACACGCACACAUCUAAGUGACUUCGACUCCCUGGGUACUGCAACGCAAUCCGCUGCGGGUCCAGAGAUUGACGCCCAGGGAGACGAGGCUCUAGAUGACCAGCUCGACGAGGAUGGUACCGAGCUGGACAGCUUGGAUGAUGGGCUGCAUGCUUUCCGCGCCCCAUCUUUGUCCCCCACAUCCCCCGCACGGGUGGAUCAAGGGCAGCCGGCUCUCCUCCCGGCCCAUGAUGGUCUGGGGAGCUUCCAGGCUUCGAGCCAGUUAGCCCAAGACCAACUGUGGCAGCAUGAGCAGUAUAAUCCACACCGACGGCAAUCCUCUCGACCUCAUCGUCAUUCCAGUGUUCAGCGACACCUCGAUACUGUCGAUGAAGGGGUAGCGGAUGUCGAGCGUGAUCGAUGGCAGCGCAUCGAGGAGUGGCGGAUGGAUCAGAGUCGGGCCCUGCUGCAGGAGAUUCAGCGGGAGACCCGUCGACGCCGGGGCAGCCGGGCCUCGCAAUUUAGCAUUCCGCGGUCCGUGGAGGAUCUCUCACCUGCCCGAAUCGUGGAGGCCCAUUCAGAGGUGAUCUCCUCAUCUCAGGCAGAUGAGGAGGUCAAUGAUAUCAAGGAUAUCAAGGAAAUUGAUGAGUCGUUCUGGCGUCGCAUCACAAGAAGAGUCAUUCGAGACCUCAUCGGUAUCGAUGACGAGCUAUUGAGCGUCAUUUUCGGGGAAUCCCUACCGCAAGACGACCAAGCCUCCUCUAAACACUCAGAAGAGCUGGAUAUGGAAACUGUGCUAGCUCGUGAGGCAGAACCGGAGCACGCAGACUCACCUCUCUGGCAGAGCCAUGUCUUGCAACGCAUCACCCGCGAGCUGGGUAUGCUAGUCCACCAGCUCUGCGAGCACCCGGGAGCAUUCACAAGCUAUUACCAAAUGACGAAGAGCAUCUCCAGUGAAUAUGCAGGCAUGUCACUAGAUAGGCUCGCCGAGAGCAGCGCCGCCCAACGAAACACCCAGUCCACUGUCCAGCUCUCUACCGAACCCACCACAUCAGACUCUAUGCCAUCACCACACUUCAUCCCAACGCUCCGCGACGCAAAUCGCGAGCACGAAGCGCACUGGGGAAUCGAAGACGACGACCCAGCAGGUCCAGGCGCAGACCCCGUAUCCGAAUCAACCCGCAUCCACCAGGAACAAGAGUACUGGGAGCGCGGCCUAGAUGUCAUGAUGGUUUUCCGCUACCUUCGCACACGCUUUAGUCGUCGUGGCUACAUGCCAAACGACAAGUACACGCCGACUCAACCUCCCCGCCACACGCAAGACGCCUCCCGUCGCGCUGCCAUGAUCCGCCAACAUCACCCGCUCGUGGCUCGCGCCCAUUCACGUUCUCAAAAUCAGCCGCGCCGUGCAUCUCAGUAUUCCGGUAUCUCUGGGCCUGCGGGUGUCUCGUCGCCUCUUCUUCGCCCGCAUAUGAGGAGGCCGAGUUCUAGCUGUGCAAGCCAGAGUGCCAAACUCUCUGCUUUAUCCAGUCGGCGCACGCUGACGGGGUCUAGCCGGAACUAUUGGGAUAUCGGUGGGAGCGUGGAUAGUGGCAGUGCGAUUGGGAUUGGGGUUGGAGCUGGACUUGGGACGUGGGGUGAAGUAUGA